GUGUGUAGCUGACGAGAACAAGAGUCGGGAAGAGCGAGCGAGAGUAAAGAGAGAGAGAGGCGCCAACAACACUUGUGGUGGAAAUCGCCCCAACACCCACCCAUGCCAUUAACAUGGAGAAGAGGAUAGAACUCGAGAAACGGGGCAGGAACCCGGCCAAGAUCACAGAGCUGAUUUUGGACAACUGCAAAAGCACUUCUAUAGUGGGUCUGAGUGCGGAGUUUGAAAAUCUCGAGGUCUUGAGUCUCAUUAAUGUUGGUUUGACAUCACUCAAAGGGUUCCCAGCUCUUGCAAACCUUCGUAAGCUAGAGCUAAGUGACAACCGCAUCCAAGGGGGUCUGAGUGCACUAACAUGCCUUCCUAAACUUGCAUACUUGAACCUCUCUGGCAACAGGAUUAAGGACAUUGAAACACUUGAACCUUUGAAGGACCUGAAAAGCUUGGUGACGUUAGAUCUCUUCAGCUGUGAAGUAUCAGUGCUAGAGAAUUACAGAGAGAAAGUAUUUGCCCUUAUCCCCUCUCUUGUGUAUUUAGAUGGGUUUGACAAAGAAGAUAACAGUGAAGAUGAAGAUGGAGAAGAAGAAGAAGGUGUAUUGGAAUAUGAUAAUGAACAAGAUGAGGACAUUGGAGAAGAGGAGGAGGAUAUAGAUGACAUAAAUGAAGAAGAAGUUGAGGAGGAGGAGGAAGAGGAUGAUGAUGAAGAAGAUGUGCCUCUUGAUGCCCUGUACAAAGACUAUAAUCCUAGUGGUGAUGAUGAUUAUGAGGCAGUUGAAGGUGAGGAAGAGGAUGAUGAUAUUGUUGAAGAGGAGGAGGAGGAAGAAGGUGCAAACAACCGAGGUCAGAAAAGGAAACUGGAAGAUGGGGAAGAUUAGUCACUUACACCGUAGAGAGAGAGAGAGAGAGAGAGAAAGUCAUGGCUACCUGUUGAGUUUAGGGCAUUAUAGAGGGUGAGUGAAGGUGAUGCUUUUGUGAAGCUUUGCCUAUAAAGACAAGGUAAUGUGAGGUGUAGUAUAUUUAAAUAUUUAUGUGUGGGUAUAGUAUGCAUUAUAUUUAUAUGAAAAUAUACUUUCUGAAAGCAUUUUUAAGUUUUAAAUCUGGAAUUAGUGUGCUGAAGUAAAUUGUUUUCAUCCCCAACCCCAGAAUAAGCAAAAGGUAAAAAGAAGUGAAGGUAUUAUAUGCAGUGCAUUAGACAAAAUAAUGAUAAUUAUAUUGUCUCUCAUGUCUUUGUACAAUUCAAGUGCCCUCCCCAUCCUUUUACCAAUAAGUAGUUUGUAGGAAAUAAAAAAACCUAUUUUUAUGGUUAUUGGGACUCUGUUAUACUACACCAGCACUAUCUAGUGGCACUCACCCUUAUUUGGCACGAAUGGAAUAUAUCUGGGCUGAACUGGAAGGUUGUAUCAAAUCUUAUUCUUAUGACCAACCAGUUACAAAGUUCUUAAGAGGAAAUAAUUUAGAUGUCAUUAUCAUUACCCAUAUGAUAUAUAUUUUAAAGAAGUAAAUGAGCCAAAAGACAUUAGGCAGCUACUAGACUGCUGCACUUUAGUGCACAGGUCUUGUGGAUGCAGACAGGCCAGUAAGUGCCUGGUCAUUAAGGGUCCCCCCCCCCCCCCUUUAUUUUUUCACUUUUUUUCCAACAAGUUUGGAUCCGAAGUUCAGUCUUAGAUGCUCUAAGUCAUUUAAAGAAAUAUGUUUUUCAUUUGAUGUUUGUCUUCACAUUUGUUAUUAUUAGUCUUGGGAAUGUUGUCUGGAACUAAGCUUUAUCUGUUUGUUGUUCAAAAGAAUGGUUCGGUUUUUAACAAAUUUAAUGCCAGCAAUAAUAAUUUGAUUUAUGAUUGGUGUACUCUAUAUUUAUAUGAAGUUAUUAAAGGAAUGUAUAUAUGAAAUAACAGCUAGAGUUAACACACAACACCAUUGGUAAGUGUAAGGAAAUGUCUAAAUGGCUACUAUAAUUUUUUUUAAUUUUCUUACUACAUAUAGUAGCAAAUUGUUAUGGUGUAGUGCAAAAUAUAUAUAUAUAAAUACACUAUAUAUAUUAUGCCUGCGAGAGACUCAAUAUGGCUUGGCAAGACUUAUGUCAUGGCUGCUGAGGUACAGGUUGGGUCAGUGGCAUUAAAGUUAUUUGUUCUUGCUUGGCUUAUCUCACAUUUCCUGCCAAGAUAUAUAUUCUCUCUCUCUCUCUCUCUCUCUCUCUCUCUCUCUCUCUCCCUCUCUCUC
Messenger RNA from Macrobrachium nipponense, 2214 nucleotides. RefSeq names its product acidic leucine-rich nuclear phosphoprotein 32 family member B-like. The record is from RefSeq and is a predicted model, not a curated record. Gene Ontology annotation, molecular function: histone binding. The transcript is spliced from 8 exons. Bases 114 to 872 code for a protein of 252 amino acids. Gene Ontology annotation, cellular component: nucleus. Lineage: Eukaryota; Metazoa; Arthropoda; Malacostraca; Decapoda; Palaemonidae.